ACGUAAGAACCGUAGGAUCUAGGGCACGUGAUUUUCUCGCGUAGGGGACUAGGGCUUUAACUCUCUCAUUUCCCCUAAACCUGAAACUUUCAUCUGAGAGAGAGAGACGUCAAAAUGGUUCAGAGGCUCACGUAUCGCAAGCGCCAUAGCUAUGCCACCAAGUCCAACCAACAUCGCAUCGUCAAGACACCAGGUGGGAAGCUUGUUUACCAGACCGCUAAGAAGAGAGCGAGCGGUCCUAAGUGCCCUGUUACUGGAAAGAGAAUCCAAGGGAUUCCACACUUGAGACCUACUGAGUACAAGAGGUCUAGACUAUCAAGGAACAGGAGGACCGUAAACCGUCCAUAUGGUGGUGUGUUAUCUGGUGGAGCUGUCAGAGAGAGAAUUAUCAGAGCAUUUUUGGUGGAAGAGCAGAAGAUUGUGAAGAAGGUUUUGAAGAUCCAGAAAGCAAAAGAAAAGUUGGCUUCAAAGAACUAAGAUGUCAAUGUGAGGUUUUGUUCAUUUUGAUUUGAUGGAAACAAAAUUUGAAUUUUAUUGUGAUGAUUACAUUUUGGAAACUAUAGGUAUGACGUUUUUCUUAUAAUUGUGAACAAGCUUUACUUGGAAUAUUCAGUUAAAUGGAAACGUAUUCUCAUUUGUCUGUUAAAA
Humulus lupulus (European hop) is the source of this 648-nucleotide messenger RNA. RefSeq names its product large ribosomal subunit protein eL34-like. Bases 115 to 477 code for a protein of 120 amino acids. The transcript is spliced from 4 exons. Gene Ontology annotation, biological process: ribosome biogenesis; translation. Gene Ontology annotation, molecular function: structural constituent of ribosome. NCBI's taxonomy places the organism in Eukaryota, Viridiplantae, Streptophyta, Magnoliopsida, Rosales, Cannabaceae. The record is from RefSeq and is a predicted model, not a curated record. Gene Ontology annotation, cellular component: cytosolic large ribosomal subunit; ribosome.